CUGUUCGGACACGCCCGCGAAAACGGAUACGGCCAAGGCGCGUCACUGGGAGCGCUGGCCCCCGCGGGCGUCGCGGCGACGGUCAUCUAUGUGCUGUUCAUCGGGCUGCCCAUCGUGGCGCUGCUGGUGCGGGCGGGACAGCAGGAUGGGUUCCUGGCGGGACUGACGGGAGGGUUGGUGGUUCAGGCGCUGCGCCUGACCGUCGUGACGAGCCUCGUGAGCAUGGUAGUCGUAGUAGUGGUGGGAACGCCCUUUGCCUUGCUGCUGGCCCGGAGGCGGUCGACGGUGUUACGGGUGAUCGACACCUUCGUCGAGCUGCCCAUCGUGCUGCCGCCGGUGGUGGCCGGCGUGGCGAUGCUCAUGGCCUUCGGGCGGAACGGAUUGCUGGGCCCGGCGCUUUCCGCCGCGGGAGUGACGUUGCCGUUCACCACUGCGGCCGUGAUCUUCGCGCAGGUAUUCGUGGCCGCGCCCUUCUACAUCCGGGCAGCGCGCAUUGGGUUCGCCGGGGUUGAUCCGACCUACGAGGAAGUGUCGCAGACCCUGGGGGUUUCGCCGUGGGCGACGUUCUGGCGGCUGACGCUGCCGGUGGCGUGGCCGUCGCUGCUGACCGGACUGACGCUGGCGUGGGCGCGGGCGGUGUCGGAGUUCGGCGCGACGAUCAUGUUCGCCGGGAACCUGUCGGGGCGCACGCAGACCAUGCCGCUGGCGAUCAUGACCGCCAUGGAGUCGAGCCUGGGGUCGGCGCUGGCACUGUCGGUUCUACUGGUGGCGAUAUCCGCUGUGGCGCUGGCGGCGUUGAGCUUCCUGCUGCGGCGAAACGGGAGCACGGCAUGA
Molecule: messenger RNA, 834 nt
Organism: Geodia barretti
Lineage: Eukaryota; Metazoa; Porifera; Demospongiae; Tetractinellida; Geodiidae
Source: the annotation of a GenBank genome assembly